Cornus florida is the source of this 438-nucleotide messenger RNA. Its product is annotated as transcription factor DIVARICATA-like. The record is from RefSeq and is a predicted model, not a curated record. The transcript has a single exon. Bases 1 to 438 code for a protein of 145 amino acids. NCBI's taxonomy places the organism in Eukaryota, Viridiplantae, Streptophyta, Magnoliopsida, Cornales, Cornaceae. Gene Ontology annotation, molecular function: DNA binding.
AUGGGACUAAACAAGUAUGGGAAAGGUGACUGGAGGAGCAUAUCAAGGCACUAUGUUGUGACCAAGAACCCUACUCAAGUUGCUAGCCAUGCCCAAAAGUUCUUCAGGCGCCAGAACAGCUCCACGCCGCGCGAUCGGCGUCGCCCAAGCAUUCAUGACAUCCAGUCUGUCAACUCCACCUCACUCUCGCUGCCUCAGAGGCACAGAGUCCCCCCAAACCCCAAACCACCGGUUCCGGCCAUAUCCCAGCCUUUCAGCCUUACUCACAUGUACAACCCUAAUCCCAUGACUGGUGAACUGAGUCAGAGUGGCCGCGUUUUCCCACUAGGAUCCUCCACAUUCCCAAUUGUAAACUCUAUGGUGACCAACCAACCCUCCGGUGAAGACCAUCCAUCGUUCCGGCUUCCCUUUUUUCUCGGGAACCAAUCAUGGGGCUGA